CACGGAACGCUGUUUGAGCGCGUACUGUAUUAAAUUGUGGAUUUGAGCUGUGCCUUAUAAGAUUUGUAAUAAGAAUCUAUUACAUAUAUGUGAAAUUUACAUUGAAAUACUGAAAAAUAUCUCAUAACUCGCAAAUCCUGUGCACGGCACUGCAUGUAAUAUAAUACUUUUUCAUAUUAUACUUUAGGUUUAUUUAUUGAAUCAAUCGACUUGAUAAACAUUUUUCUAAUAUUAUAAUGUGGCAUUGGUAAGUGUUUAUCAUAAUAGUACUUACAUCAUCAUUUAAUAAACAGAACAAUCUAAGUUAAUAAUGGAUUUACGACAUAAUUUAAACGAGAAAAUAAGAUAUCAAUCUUUAACAAAGGAAUAUUUACCGAGCGCUUUAGAAUGCAUGAAGAAUUCCUUUUACAAAUAUGAAAAUGUUUGUAAUGCAGUUGGACUACCACAUCAUCCGGAGGCAAUAAGUGAACUAGAAGAACUAACUCUUAGAACAGCAAAUGAUGGCCUAUCAGUAAUUGCCAUAGACACUAAAGAAAAUAUAGUUUGUGGAGUAUCUUUUAACAAAGUACAGGUAAAAAAUAAUGAAGCAGAAGGCACUUAUUUUGAAAAUUUUGCAAAAAAUUGCAAAUACUCCUCAUCCAGAGGUGUAGUUCAAUACAUGAAAGAUGCUGAUUCAAUUUGUGAUUUAUUCGAAUAUUGUAAUGUUGAUUGUAUACUGGAAAUAAUGUUUCUUGCAACAUUACCAGAAUAUACGUCGAAAGGGAUCGCCACGAAACUAUGCGAAUUAAGCAUUGAUUUAGUUAAAAAGUUAAAACAAGAAAUCAAUGUAAAACAGUCUAUGGAUGGACAAGAAAUUCCACUGGAGCCUAUUCCAAAAAUAGCUGCCGCUCUCUUUACGUCUAAUAUAAGCCAAAGGGUUGGAAGAAAAUUGAAUUUUCAAAUUGCUGCUACUGAUAGUUAUGAUAAAUAUUUCUAUAAAGGUGUGGCCUUUUCUAAUGUUAUAGGGCCAACAACACCAUAUUUUACAUUAGAAUUUAAAGUAAUUGAAUAAUAAAC
This is a messenger RNA of Brassicogethes aeneus, 1056 nucleotides long. The record is from the annotation of a GenBank genome assembly. NCBI's taxonomy places the organism in Eukaryota, Metazoa, Arthropoda, Insecta, Coleoptera, Nitidulidae.